AUGAUAAAAAUUACUGUUGAAGACCACUUCAAACACAGGUUCACCAAUCUUGGUGGAUACAGACCAAUUUUGGAAGGGAUUCAUUUUAGCAGCCUGACUGAAGCUGACAGUUUGGAUCUUGAGAAAGAUUUCUCUAAAGAGGAGAUCAAAGGUGUCAUUUGGGAUUGUGAUGGAGACAAAAACCCUAGUUUAGAUGGGUUUAACCUCACUUUCAUAAAGAACUAUUGGGAUAUAUUGGGAGAGGAAAUCAUUGAUGUCAUACAAGAGUUCUACAAUACAACCACUUUACCUAAAACCUUCACUGCUUCUAUUUUGGCUCUCAUCCCAAAGAUCCAAAAUCCACAGUAG
Messenger RNA from Lathyrus sativus (Indian pea), 348 nucleotides. NCBI's taxonomy places the organism in Eukaryota, Viridiplantae, Streptophyta, Magnoliopsida, Fabales, Fabaceae. The record is from the annotation of a GenBank genome assembly.